GUUUAGCUUUCAUUUCGGCCCUUUCCCCGUAAUCCCCUUUAUCAGUACACCCAUUUCAUAGUACCUGAAUUUCUUUCCACUUGUAGUAGCCCUUCCUCAUUUUUGUUUUUCACCUGUAGCUCACCAGCACUGAUAAGUGAAAAUCAUUCCUGGAGUCUCCUUACUUUGCAAUAACUAGAUCUCUUUUCAAUGUUCUAAAAAUUGCCCAACUAUCUAUCUGUUGAGUUGCAUGAUGAUUAUGGAGCACCAAUUUCUUAGUCUUCCAUCAGUUGAACCAGCUGUGAAUAACUUGUAGUCACCAAAUAUGAUAUCACUGCAAUGCGGAAGGCUAAAGUCAGCACCAAAGAAAUGUAAUCAUGGAUAAAUUCAUUCUCCGAAAAUGGUCUAAAUAGCUAGAAGAAUGAAAACUGAACCCUGGUGGCGGAAACUGGGGUACCUGACCAUCCUAGGGUGGAGAAACCCUAAAAUUCACACAUCAAGUGCCACACAAGAAUCUACGUCAAGUUGAGUCACCUCUCAAGUGCCAUCAUCAAUAUAAUGAGGGAUGUAAAGGACUGCUAUGCCGAGUCCACCUCCGUCAACUUCAGUGGCACUCAGAUCUUAGCCCAACAGCACCAGGCACCGCGAGACCACUCAACCAUAAUGAGUGCCAAGAAGCUCCCAAAAAAGCGGAAGUUUGAUCCGUCGGAGUUAGAAGAAUCAGAUAACUGUGCGACAAGUGUGCUCAUGCCGCCUCAAUCAACUGCUAUGGACUGUUCCAACACCAGUCUGGAAGUCUCGCCGCGGAACUUUUAUGUGAAGCAAGAGCGAUGUCCAAGCCGCGAAAAUAUUCCUUUAGCCACAGAAAACAACGCUGGAGGUGCUUAUCCUCCAAACAUGGGGAACAUGGGCCUGAGCUUGCUUCUACCAAUGACGGAACAACCCAUGGUCGACAGGGUUGUGACUAAUGGUAAAAACGAAAUCGACCUCCGGGAAUGGAUUGACCACCGAGUUCUGGCCAAGAAAGAUCAAGUUUAUCUUCCAGGCAUCAUCAAACAAGCGGGCACACGAGGUGAAGUCAUGGUCGAGUUUGAUGACUUUCCGGAUAAGCCAGAGAUUUUCACAGAUGUUCUGUGCUCUGGAAAAUAUGAUGUCAUCAGCGACGCAAGCCCAAGUCUUGGUCAGGUAACGGUUGGAGCCAGAGUGUGCAUCAAGGUAGCCCAUCGAAGGAUGUUCAUUGAAGGUGUGGUAUGCAGCAUCCUUCACGAGUCAACGUCAUCUGUUAUUAAGUUCCGUGUCCGACUCAUCGGCUCGGAUAACGAUGAGCACACAGUCAAGCGCUCUGAUCUCCGGCUCCUGCUUCCACCCUGGUGGGAUGAGUUGGGGGUUGAUGACCUUGAAUUUAAACCAACUAUAAUUCCGGCUCAGGUCAACAACGGCGUUCAAAAUGGGAAUUUACCGCUUCACCACAAUGUGCCUACGCUCCACCCUGUAGAUAUGGGUGGCUAUUAUCGCAGUGCAGGGACGUCUCCGCCGCCUUUGCAUGCGAUUACAACCACACCGGUCAGCUUGCACUCUGUCAGCUCCUCCAUACCCAACGGCAGUAGCGAUGAUCUAAGACGGCGGCCAUAUGAAGACUUCUGCGAAAGUGAUGACGACCUCAGGAAAGAAGACAUCCAAUUCAGCUCGGAUGCAGAUGGUGCUAAACUCUCCGGCAGUAGCAAACGAAGCAGCAUGCAGAGUCGUGGCAGCACGUCAAGCCUCCAUGGCAGCUCGACUCCGCGACUAACGCCGGCCACGCCGCGGUCCCAAGCGGCAACUCCUCACAAGUACAAAAAAGGUGACGUCGUCUCCACCCCUAGUGGAAUCAAGAAGAAAUUCAAUGGGAAGCAGUGGAGGCGGCUAUGCUCAAAGGAUGGUUGUACGAAAGAGUCGCAACGCAGAGGCUACUGUUCGCGACAUUUGAGUCUGGAAGGGAACGGUCUUCAAGCAGGGCCCUCAACUUAUCCGAGAAGUAACGAAGGAAGUUUAAUCGAUGGUGGUGAAACUUCCCGAGACUCAGAGACGUCUCCUAGCUGCUCGGAUAGAAGGAUUGCUCGAACUUUCGACCAGGAUGAAACAGAAGCAGCCAAUAUGUUAGUUUCUUUGGGUGGAUCUCGAUCUACGACCCCUGCGUAUUCACCGACGGGACAAGCUCCAUCCCCGAGAAGAAGUAUACACUCUCCAAUCGGAUCAAGGCAAAACAUGUUUUUGCCUAUUAGCGAUGCAUCGCGUGCUCAAAACAACUUUACAGCUUCCUAUCCGCGAGUCAUUAGGCCAGAAUUAGUGCGACCAGGCCCCAUGAUGGAAAUGUCAACAAUCGUGCGCACACAGCAGUCGCAUCUCCAGUCGCAGGCUCAGCCGGUACCAUCGCUCCAGCCGCAACGGCUUCUCCAGUUGCAGCCGCAGCCGCAUUUCCAGGGGCAGAUCUCACCCAAGGAAAGUCCUGUAAAUGUCGUUAGUUCCACCCCAACGAGUGUGAUCCGUAUUUCACCAAAUCUUCUCGCGACAAGUCAGUCGCACACGCCCAUUAGCACGGCAGGGACGAUAACGUGGAAAAUGCAAGGCCCAUCACCGCCCUCGAUCCCUCAAGAGGCCGAAGAGCAGGCUAGGAUAGUAGUGGGCUCAGCCCCCUCCCAUCUGCCACACCCACAGACGUCCUACAUCUUACAGCAAGCUCUGACCAGUGCUGAUAUCACGCGGAGUGACUUUGAAAACUGUAGGAUGGAUACGAGGCCAGAACCUCAAUCUCGACCACAAGAAACAGUCAUUAGAAAAGAGCCAAGCUGUCCCACUCUAAAAAUGAAGAAACAGUCAGUGGUUCAUCAGGUUUCUAAAACCGGUAUCCAGAGUUCUUGCUCAGAUCUGUCCGUCGCUCAAAGUCCACCAGUGGUGAGCACACCAGCAUCCAGUUCGAGCGCAGUGCAUCACGUCAUUGUGCAACCAACACAGCUCGUUCCUGUGCUUCCCCCUCUGCCGCCACAGUUCAAAUCGACGUCAGACCCACCGGAUAAACACAACGGCAUUCUUUUUAACUCAGAUGCCUCCAUGACGGUUUAUUCCUGGGACUCAUUGCUGCCUCUGAUUCGAACGCCACCUGACACCCCUCUAUCCGCUCCCCCCUCCUCUCCACAACACUUGGAUGACGUUGCGCCUGCUGAAGACGAUGAUGAUGUCUUCAAGCCAGGGGUCGAUACCAACGACACAAGUGAAACUGGAUCAAACAAAAGACGGACUCAAUCGUUAAGUGCUCUUCAAAAUAGCAAAGAACCUCACAGUCCCCUCAAAACAAAAGACAGCCGGAUUCGUAGGCCAAUGAACGCGUUUAUGAUAUUCAGCAAACGGCAUCGGCCCAAAGUGCAUCAAAUGCAUCCAAACCAAGAUAACCGUACUGUUUCAAAGAUUCUGGGUGAAUGGUGGUACUCGUUAGGCACGGAGGAGAAACAGAAAUAUCAUGAGCUUGCUUCAGAGGUGAAGGAAGCGCAUUUCAAAGCUUAUCCAGAAUGGAAAUGGUGCAGCAAAGACCGGCGGAAAUCCUCUGCAGGCUCAAUUAGGAACAAAUUAGGCUCCACUGGUGAUGAAGGUGAUGUCAUCAACAUGGAUACCUCAGAUCUGCCUUUAGCAAGUAGUGAUACGAUUAAGUCUGAAACCAAAGAAGAAGAUGAUAAGAAGAAGGAUGAAGAGCUCUCUGAUGCAGAGGAUCGAAUGCAGGUGAUAUGCGUAGAAAACCCUGAAAUUGAUCUCAAAUGCGAAGAAAAAGUGACGGAUUCUGAUUCGGAGUCACAAAGUGACGGAGACCCGGCCGGAGACAAAGCUUUUCUUCAGCAAAGGUUCAGUCCUGUUUCUCAUAACAGCAAUAGCGGGGAAGUAACUUGCCGACCAAAGCCUAUAAAAGCAAGGCUGGCCUCAGAAUCGAAUAGCUUACCUAGCACAGGUGAGACUGUAGCGGUUUUGUCUUACCCUUAUCAUUCACCUGUCAACCCCACUGGUGUUUCUGGUUUUCAACCUACAGGCGGGGCUUUCAAAACUAUGCCUGCCUCUCCAAAAGUUAUAAAAUCAGAACCCAUCCAAAUGCAAACUACCAGCACUGUAUGGAGUGGGAAUAGAUCAUCCGAACCGGUGACAACUUCUUGGACGUCUGUCACGAAUUUGUUGUCACCAGUAGUCACUGUUGCUGCUGUAUCCACUGCUGUUACCUCAUCCUCUUGGACUCCAAACAAAACGACAGUCGCCAACAUUAUCUGGAGCUCAUCUCCUGCCAGCAUAACCACAAACGCAUCUGUCAGCACCAACUCCUGGGCAACAACUGAUGCUGCAACAGACUCUCCUCGGUGGUCCGAUUCCACGACGGUGUCCGUUGCGCAGAACCCGCCCCCCACCAAUAAAAUAUUCAAUGUAAAAACUACGUUAUCUCAGCCGCUUGCAUCUUACCAUUACAUUCCGUCAUCAGCAGUGAAGCUUACAACCACGGAUCAGCUCGUGAAUAAUGUCAUGACUACUAGAAAACUAGACCUCAAGCCGGUUGCUCAAGGUCAAUAUUCCCUGAUAAACUUUACGCCGAGUUUAUCAAAUAUGAAAUUCAUUUCUAGUCAGAAUGUCUCAACUGUCGGUCAGCAGCCAUUGCAGAAAACUGUGCUUGCGCCUCAAGCAAAUGUGCGGACUGCACAGGUCUUGAGUAGCACAACAAUUUUACAACCACAGAUCAUCGGUAAAAGUGCAGGAAAUCAAAACGUUACAACUAGCGGGUCUCUUAUAGUUCAAUCCCAAGGGUCAGUGAAUAAGUCGUUACCAAUUUUGCAGACUACUUCUGUCCGACCCUCCGGUCCGUCAACACAUCAGAGCCAACCGCUGACCCUUCUGCUCAGUGAUCAGUAUGUCACUUUGCUGAAACCCUCUAGCCAAAUUGUUGAAGUCGAUUCAUCUACAACUGGUGCAAAUUCGGAGCCGCUUCAGUAUGUUUUAAGCACACCUGGCACGAGGGUACAGAAUGUUUAUCUCCCACAUCAAGGCGGCUUUCAAAUCCCGAUCUCAACUGCUGAUGGAGGAGUUAGACAAGUAUCUGUGAAACCACCAUUGCAAUUAGUUGCAACCUCUCAAGCUCUCUCAGCUGCCUCAACUGUGAUCGUUAGCAAACCAAAUUCUCUCUCUAACCAAACUAGCAACCAAGAAGAACCCAAGUCAUGGUUACAACAGCAUUUGGAACAAGAGCAACAACAACAGCAGCAACAACAACAACAACAACAACAAGUACAGCAACAGAUCCAACAACAGCAGCAGCAACAACAAAUCCAACAGCAGCAAGCACAACAAAUCCAGCAGCAACAAGUACAACAGCAAAUUCAACAGCAACAACAGAUCCAGCAGCAGCAACUACAACAGCAAUUGCAGCAAAAGCAGCAGCAAGAGAAGCAGCGGCAGUUUCAACUGCAGAGUCAGUUCGUACAAUCAAGACAAGAAAAUUCUAAUGUCGUGUCGUCGUCUGACAAACAUACCCCUAGUGCCAUUUUUAGCUCUGAGAAGUCCAGUGAACAGUCCUCGGGUAGCUCAGAUCGAAAUAAAAAUGACAGUGAUCUCUCCUAUCCAAGUCCGUCAGUUAGUCAAAAAGAUGCGCAGUACACUCACUUUGCACUCUUUAACCAGAACAAAACUGACAGUCCUGGAAUCUCAAAUAGCUCAAAUACACGGGACCAUGCCGAAGAGUUUGAGACCUUCGUUCUUGCUCCCACCCCUGCUCAAUUAGGCAAAGCGCCGCUACAGCGUCGACAAUCAAUGGCCAUGAUGUCUUCGUCGUCUGAAAACCAGCAAAGUAUGGACGACCAAGAAUCCGGAGUUGUUUCGUCUCCAUCAACGAAACGUAGUUUCUUCAAGAAAAACACAGAGGACGGACGUGACAGAGUCCUCGAACGUGUUAAUUUUGAAAAGAAAUUUUCGUCGUUACCUGAAUUCAAACCUGAAGAUUGUCAGUCUCCAAGUGCCAUUUCUGUGUCUUCUAGUCCGCGAGUUUUUAAUCAGAAUUUAAGGAAAAAGCAGCAGUUAACGCCUUGUCUUUCUGAAGAUGAAAUGGUACCUGAAGUCUCUUGUGGUAGUGCAAAGCAGAGUACCAAACUCACAGGGAACACAUUCUUUGGUCCCAAUUUCAACCUGGAGGCAUUUAAGAAUGUUAUGUCGAGUGAAGCGUUAGACUGUGCUGAGUCUCCUAGAGGUCCUAAUGAGGAGUCGCCCCCGAAAACACCGGGAGGUCGAGACGUCGAGAAAGGCCAUCGGAAAAUCCUGGAACAGCGGAGGCAACUUGUCAUGCAGUUGUUUCAAGAGAAAGGCCUUUUUCCAACAACGCAAGCUACCUCAGCCUUUCAGGUGCAGCACUCAGAUAUCUUUCCGAACAAAUCCUCCCUUCAGCUCAAAAUUAGGGAGGUGCGUCAAAAGUUGAUGGCUCAUCCGUCUGCUUCUGCUACCAUUAGCGCAAGUCCUGACUCUUCGCUUUCUACCAUUCCAAGUUCUUCAGGAAAUACUCCAUCGCAGACGACUGCGAUAAUCCCUGCCUCUUCGAGUUAGCCUUGAAGCGGUUCGUUGUUUUUGUCUCUUGGACAACGCCUUUUCGUAAUUAUGUCACCAGUCUUUCAUUGCCUCAGCACUUGUAAAUUUUAGCUCUAGAAUAUUCAAUUAUUACUUAAUCACAAUUCGUGCGCUCCCUAGUUUGUUCGUUUCAAUCAUCCAUUUAUUUUGUCCGUGAAAUUAAUUGUUGAGAUGUUUAGCCUGAACAGAAUCAGCGCUGGGACGCCUCAAUCAGUGCAUAGCUGUAAUUUGCAAAAUUCGAUGGUAAUGGAAAUUUACCAUACAUCAGAAUCUCCAAGGAAUCCUAAAAAAUUGCUUUGGAACUCUCCUCAUUUUCAGUGUUUUUCAAGAAGGUAAAUGCUUCACAUUGACAGAAAAUCAAAGUAUUUUUCAGUAUAUUUUUGCCAAAAAGUAAUAAAGGAUGACCAUCUUAAUAUCGACUGAUAAAUCUAUAAACUUGUCAACUUUGAAAAAUUUGUAACCCUCCCAUAUUUACAGUAGGGGACCAAUGAUUUAAGUUAAUACCUUGUCAUAGUUGAUUGGGUCUCUGAAAAGUCAGAAUAUCUGUUGUCAAAGGAAUAAAUUGGUCCUCCUGAUUCCUAGGAAGAUAUUGAAACAUGCGUGCAUGCAGUAUUGCAUUUAUGUGUAAUAGAAAUUUACUGUGAAUCAUCAAUUUGUCCAGGUUGGGUUUUUCUCUCUAAGUAUAUAAAUAUACAAUCUCUAUUUUGAAGAAAUUCAUAUAAAUAUAUGCUGAAACUUUGCACUAAUUACGGUGAGCACAAAUAGUUCAGCGCUGGUUUUGUUCAGAAUAUUUUGUAAAUGAGAAGGUCUCUUUUAUUGUUUUACUAUUUACUGUUAUUCGUUGUAUAUUGACUUAUAGAUAAUUAUAGAGUUUAUUAAUCUUAUUUUGUUUGAAUCAACUUAAUCAUGAUAUUUUUGGAGUCAGUACAAUGAAGUUUCGAAAA
This is a messenger RNA of Bemisia tabaci, 7535 nucleotides long. NCBI's taxonomy places the organism in Eukaryota, Metazoa, Arthropoda, Insecta, Hemiptera, Aleyrodidae. The record is from RefSeq and is a predicted model, not a curated record.